This is a messenger RNA of Xylona heveae TC161, 809 nucleotides long. RefSeq lists its product as hypothetical. The record is from RefSeq and is a predicted model, not a curated record. The coding region runs from base 115 to 642 and encodes 175 amino acids. The transcript has a single exon. Lineage: Eukaryota; Fungi; Ascomycota; Xylonomycetes; Xylonales; Xylonaceae.
GCUCAGAGCUUGUCCCGUAUAUAUUCCCUGAAAUUCCAAUUGCUUAAUUUUUAUUCUCAUGUUGUGCAUGAAAGUUUUAUUCUUCAAUCAAUCGCCAUAUUCGAGAAAAGUUCAAUGGGAGGGCUGCUCGCAGAAGCUCUGUCACUCAAUCAAGCUUAUGAAGUUUAUAUGGACGAAGUGAAAUUUGUCUUAUUCGACCCAACCGGUCCAAAGCGAAGUGUUGGAACUGCGGGGUUGAACGGGUGCAGCGUGGUGACCAUUAUCUCUCCCUUGGCCGCGAUCCUGGCCCAUUUGCCUCCGCAUCCAGGACGUGAUUGGCAUGAUCCAUAUGCGGCCGACAGGCAUGUGGAAGCGAAAAUGAACGAAUUAAUAAAUCUAUAUCGGCAUGUCCGGGAGUAUUUUCGACCUGAAAAUACAACUUGGGUAAUAAGUGCAAUGUUUGAUGGACAGGUCGCAUUGCCUGACCAGCGAGAAAUCAUUGAGAACAAGCUCAGGGAAGCUGGCUUGACGUCCACGAGAUCCACAUAUAUGGUUGUCGACGCAACACUUUUUCAAGGUCCUGGUCAAGGAACUGUCUUUGUUGAUGCGAGAGGAGGUCCUUCAAUUGUUUAUGUUGGUGAUCGAGCAUUGCAUUUACCAUAGAAUGGAGUCGAGUAGAGCCCAGGAGAAUUGAUAGCUGGGUACCAACAACAGCCUCUUUGAUAUUUUCCUUCUCGGAAUGGAGACCAACUGUGUUAAUAUAGAUCAGUAUGUCAUUUUAUUGGCCUCUUUCACCAUUGCAUAUAGCAAUACAGCAUGUGUUUCUUCGC